Cladocopium goreaui is the source of this 2495-nucleotide messenger RNA. Lineage: Eukaryota; Dinophyceae; Suessiales; Symbiodiniaceae. The record is from the annotation of a GenBank genome assembly.
GUUAUUUUCAGUCUCCAGCAGCAGAAUCCGUUUUAGGUAGGGACAAUGAUGAUGAGAAGAAGUCCUACAAAGAGUUGUUGGUGCUCAUGAAGAGACACAUUGCACGUGUACGAGAGGAUAGAAACAUUGCAGCCAGAGACAAGUUUGCCACAGACUACACCAAUCUUGGUAAGCCAACUACCCCUGCACCAAAGCCUGCGGCUCCAACACCCACACCAAAGGAUGGUAAGACCGGAAAGCCAAGUGCGCCAGCACCUAAGGGUAAGCCUGGAGCCCCAGUUCUCCCAUCCGGCACUCCAAAGAGUCACGGCAAGGGGAAAGGCAAGGGUGGUCGAAGAUCCAGAUCGCCUUCUACCAAAGACACUUCCAAGACCUUUUGUCACUUUCACUUCAACAAAGGAAAUUGCAAGCAUGGUGACAAGUGCCAAUACAGCCAUUCUCAAUAUCAUUGGGACAAAAGGAAGGACAAGGGUGGUAAGGGCAAGAACGGUAGAUCGGCCACACCAAGAAGAUCACAGACACCUGGUGGAAAGAAGGACCGCAACUGCUAUGGAUGGUUGAAGGGUGAUUGUCAGAAGGGAGACAAAUGUACUUUCAAGCAUGAUCCAAGUAUGAAAGGCAAGAGAGCUGCCCCUUCGACGAAGACAUCCGAUGCCAAGGCCACUCCUGCAUUGGUCCGUGAGUACGAUGAUGACUUCAUCGUGAACGCUGUGCCAAGCGAGAAGAAGAACAAGAUGGAUGUCAAGUUCAACUAUCAUGUGGAGAUACAUGAGCACGUGAAGCCUGACUUUGUGGAAUGCUCCAACAGAAAGCCAAGAAGGAACCUGUCUCGAGCUCAGAAGCGAUCAUUGACGUGCAGAACUACCAAAGAAAUUAUGGAUGACCAACAAUGGAUGUUGCAAUCCAAAUUGGGCAUGACAAGAGCACGUGCGAUUGGCAUACUGAUGGAUGACUAUGAUGAGUUUUCGGAUGUCGACGAAGUACAUGUUAUCCUGGGACCGAAGAACGCUAUCAAGCUCAAGAUCAACACCAAUGAGUAUCUAGAGAACAACCCCCGAGCUGCGAUAUGCUAUGAGGCUGAGUUGGUGAUGAAGGUGCUGGGUCUCAUGGGCAACAAUACAGCAUCGAGGAAAUGGACAACAAACUGGGCAAAGAGAAAAGCGACGGAGUCGAAGUUGUUGAUGGGCCUCCUAUGCCUCCUCCUGACGGUGAGCCUCCGUAUGACGGACCUGAACAUGGGUAAACGUGGUGACGGUAUCAUCUACCUCAGCGACAAUGGCGAGCAUGUCAAACUCGACAAACGUGGACGACCUUAUCGAGUUGGUCCAGACGGUCGCAAAGAAGUACGAGGAUCACCAAGACCAAAGAGCAGCUACAGUCCUGAGGAAUGGAGAUCAUUAUCCGCCAAGGAGAGAGAUGUCAUCAUUCGUCGUGGAAAACUCGAAGAAGAAGCUGAUAAGCUCAAGGAGAUCAAGUUGAAGAAAGAGAAAGAGAAGAAAGCCAAAGCUGAGGCUGCUGCGAAGAAGAAGAAGUCCGAAGCGAGUUCACACAAAGAUCCACCCAAAGAUGAAGGACGAAAGAAAAAGAAAAAGAGUAAUAAAGACUCGAAGGAGAGCUCAGGCAAAGAUGGCAGCAAGGACGCUGCUGUCGGAGUGGGGAAGCUCCGAGGAGAUUGGGAACGUAUACCUACGCCCCAUGAUCCGAUGACGACGCUGAACCACAACAGAGGUCACAGCACACGGGAAUGUUUAUCAACAAUCCGUGGAGCUAGUGAUCUCAUCAACAUCAAGAAGCGCAACACUGCCUCUCCUGAGAUGCCUCCGCAGCAACAAGGACUGCGUCUUCUUCGCUGGACCGUGCACGGGCGGAUCACCGUGGAACAGGAGAAGGAUGAGCUGGCAGGGAAAUUCAGAUAUGGCAAGACCAUCUUGAUCACUGACCUCGUCUACAAGUGCAACUCGAACGCAAGAGGAACGACCAACAUUCAGUAUGGGCUCGAUGAGAUGGGCUAUGCCGCUACGGUCAUCGACAUCAACAGCUUCAGGAGCGUGACCAGAGCCCAGAAGUUCCUCGAUGCAGUCGAACACUUGAAGAGGAAUGUGAUGCCAGACAUCGCGUCAGAGGACGUCGCAAUUGAUUCGGCAGACAUCUUGAGAAGCUACGGCAUCAUGGUUACCACGGAUGAUGGGAUGUGGCGACUGAUGUAUGGCCCUGCCGGCAACCACUACAUGAACAACCACAACAUGCCAGACCGAUUGGGAGUCUUCGACUACCUCAAGAUGGUGCUCGGGAAUGACUUCACUGAUGUCAUGGGCUAUCUCGACGUUGCAGCUGAGAAGUGCGGCGACGUGGUCGAGAUGUGGCUUGGCAUGCUUGACCUAGCCAACAUGACGAAGUCGCAGAUCACGUUCAUGGAGACGAAAGCUGAUCCAGGUGAGCUACUUGCAGGCCUGGAGGGGAAGCAACGACCGGAGACGCGGAAGCAAGUGCCGAAG